CAACAACAACAAAAAAUGUUAUGUUAUUUUAUGUGGUGUGAUAUGAGUUGGAGAAACAUGCUGGUACUGAAGUGCCCAUGCAUUUCUAACCGUUGUACCGAACAGUGUGCACGGGGAGUUUAUUACGGUGAGCAGCCCAACGUUGUGGUAAACAAAACCAAAUGAUCGGUGCUUUUAACUUUCCGACCCUCCCGUGACAGUCAGGGCAGCAGAGAACAAUGCAUAGAAGCUGACUACAAUGGUAAACUAUAUACUACAAUUCGUUUGAUAAAUGAGAGCUCUCUUACAAUUGUUCCAUUUUAUUUUGAAGACCUGUCCUUUUUUUUAAACAAACUUUUGUUUUAGAAAUUAAAUAGUCUUGUUUUGUCGCUUAAUUCUUUAUAUAUUUCUGUUAGAAGCGGUUGCACAUGUCUGGAAAUCAGAAUAUAUUUUAGCUGGUUACAUGCAAUAGGGCUAUUCAAUAAUGCGCUAUUAAUGUGUUUUUGAUGAACAGUCAACGAUAAAUAAUGACAUACAAAUGUAAUUCUCAACUAUACAUGCCUCCCUCCGACAUCUGUGUUUUGCUCAGUGUUCUUCCUUCGGAGUGUUUCCUGUAGCACAGAUAUGGCCAUAGCUUGGCCUUGAAGCGUCAUCUCUUAGCUCAACCAAUGACGGGUGCUCUCUACCAUUGUUUAACAACACCACAGUAAUGAAAGGUUUUGGAAGGCUGGAGUGUUCACAGACUGAUUUUAGGGUACUAUUUUGAUCUCCCUAAAGCUACUCAUACAGUUGGCUAUGUGUUGAGCUGGGUGAGUCGGACCUCCUCGCUGUUGUGAAGGACUCUGCACAUGGAUGACCUUCCAGGGUUUGAAGCCCCCCUGUGGCCCUGCCUCACUCUGUCAAACAGAGCUUUCUACAGCUGUGAAAACAUCAGGGCAUCCCCAGUGGGCAAAAACCGGUUGAAUCAACAUUGCAUUUUCUUGUUGAAAUGACAUGGAAGCAAUGUGAUGACGUUGAAUGAACAUGGAAUACUGUUUGAAUUUGAAAAAAGUUUAUCAACAUAACUGUUUCUAUACCCGACUUUUAAUCUAAAUGCAAUGACGUGGUCACAUUUUCUGUUGACUUCACCUUAGUAUGACAACUCAACCUAUUGUCAAUCAGAACUAGCCAAUGAAAUGACGUCUGUUCCCAGUGGGUCAUUUCUGCAGGCCUGGUCUCCUCACUGUGCCUGUAGACUGCACACUGGCCUGAGACAGCUGAGGGUUGGGAUUUAACACACAUUGUUGGAGUCUGUCUGCUUAACAAGCGUGCUAAAAAAACAUGGAAAAACCUUGGAGCUGUCUAACAAGGGAGAGUGUAUCAAAUGACAUCAUUCUGCAGCUGAGGAACACGUUCUUUGUUGCACAGGGAAAGUUUUUUUUGUUUUUUUUACACAUGAAAAGUCCCUUGUAUACAGUAGGCUUUGUUCUGUUAGCUACAAUACCUAAGUGAAGUGGAUUGAUUUUAAAGUGUCACCUUUUAACCUUGAUGUGACAAGCUGGAUACAAAGUCAUUCUGAGGGCUCUAUUCAAUCUGUACUGCUGAAGUGAUAGAAAAUGGAAAGGUAACUUCUGACAUAUGCAGCGUUUAUCGUGAAUGCAGUCUCCACCAACGAGGGAACAUUGCCUUUACAUUGCAAUCACACUAACGCAGCGAUACCGAUUGAAUAUAGUCCCUAGUCAUUAAGACAUCCCGAGGAUGCUGUUGUAAUGUUACAGAAUGCUCUUGGACCUUCAUCUUGAGGUGAUCUUAGGAAAUGCCAUUGAUUUUCCAUAUUGCCUUUUUGUAAGACUUUCAACCUUUAUGGUCAGUGAUGUACCGGCAAAAUAACCAAAACUAACAUGAUUUAUAAAAGUGGCAUUCAGACUUGACAUGAUUUGGUGAUGACUUUUAAAUGAAUCAUACAUGGGGUUUCUCACUCCCAUUGUCUAAUCCCACAACAGUGAUGUCAUUUCCUGCUAGACAAUAUGGGCCAAUCCCCAAGGAAUCCUGUAAUUCUAGUGUGUACCACAGGAUGUGCACUUCUAAGCUCCUCUAAGAUUCAUCAGUCUCUAGGCUGUCCAACUUCCUCUCUGACUUAAAGAGGCAGAGAAUGUUUCCCUGUACAUCCUGUUCCCACAAGCCAUGUUCUAAUGAACUCAGGAGCACUCGGUUGAGAAACCUCUCCAUAAAGCUGCUCGGAGGUUUGGCUGGAAUGAGGUGGAGGUACGGCUGCAGAGGGUGAUCUCAGCUGGUUAGAAUCUUGGUGCAGUGCUGGGUAGAUGCGCAGGAAACUCUUUUAGCUUUUGGACCAGGAGUUGGUGUAUGGACAUAUUUCUAAUACAAAGUAGGAUGUUGUGUCUGCAGGACUCUGAAGACUGUCUGGUGGACCAGAUGCAGUACAUGAGGUCCCUGCAGGACCUGAAGCACAUGAGCCGACCGCUGAGCGAUCCCUCUGGCCGCUCCUAUGCCAUGACCCGUGCCUGCCAGCAGAGGGCUCAGCAGCGGGAGCGCAUGUCACGCCUCCGUAGGCCCAUCUCUGAGGCCAGCACUUAUGACUCAGCUUGCUGCCUGGCCAGCCCCAUGGAGGAGGAGGAGCAGGAAGGGCAGAAGCGGUUAAUGGAGGGCUCCCCCAGCAGUGACAAGAGUCUGGAGUUUGACUCGGGCUACUCUGAGGCAUCCUGGCAGGACGAGGAUGUGGUGCUCAGGAGGACCAGGAACGUACGUGUGUCUAACUCCGCCUGCCUCCGCACCAACCGGGGAGUGGGUCCCGCCGGCCGGAUCCGGCCCAAAUCUACUUCUGACGCUUGUCUGGAGCGCUGGACGUCAUUUGAGGCGAGCAGCGACCCAGAAGACUGGACCACGUCACUGCUGAGCCGCAGCAGGAACAGACAGCCCCUGGUGCUGGGGGACAACAGCUUCGCUGACCUCAUUAAGAACUGGAUGGACCUGCCAGAGUGUCCUGAGCCAGCAGAACUCAAGCCCCAUGCUGGCCGGCGCCUGGCAAAGGACCUCCUGGUCAACAUGAGGAGGAAGCUGGCAGGGAUGUCUAAGAGCGUGGAGAUGAGGGCCAGACCAGCAGACAGCACCAGGGUCAGCAGGGCCGCGGUGGCCCCCAAACGCAUGUCCUGCCCCGUGGGCUUCCAGCCACGCAAACCGUUCUUUCACCAGUCCCACACAGGCCUGCACCAACUGGGAACAGACUUCUACCAGUUCACUGCCCUCAUGAAGACAGGCAGCCGACAACCUAUCAUAUGCAAUGACAUCAUCGGGUACGUCUGAUUGGAGUGAUGUCAAAACUACGGAUUCUUACCACAGAUUUACAUAAUGUUAUUUAAUUUUUUUUAUAUGUGAUUUAUGUUUAAAUAAUGUUGAAAUUGUUACAAUAAAAAAAUUUGUCUAUUGAAAAUA
Messenger RNA from Oncorhynchus masou masou (cherry salmon), 3408 nucleotides. RefSeq names its product PAK4-inhibitor inka2-like. The coding region runs from base 2323 to 3279 and encodes 318 amino acids. The transcript has 2 exons. Gene Ontology annotation, molecular function: protein kinase binding; protein serine/threonine kinase inhibitor activity. The record is from RefSeq and is a predicted model, not a curated record. Lineage: Eukaryota; Metazoa; Chordata; Actinopteri; Salmoniformes; Salmonidae. Gene Ontology annotation, cellular component: nucleus.